AUGAGGAAAAAUUACUAUGGUGGAAACUGGGCCAGCUUUAGUUUUUCAGGAUUAUUGUCCUGGAUUAAAGAAAAUCAGCAAAAGGCUGAUAUCGGUGAUGAAUGUGAAGACUGGAAAAAACUGAUCCUUGAGAAUGAAGAAAUUAUUUCUCUUAGCAAGAAGGAUAACACUAUUCAACAUGUAGAAGAUUUCUGUUUUGGCGAUCAAGAUUCAGCUGAAGAUGUUGAAGAAGCUGGUGCGUUGCCAAAGCUGCCGGUCUUUGGAGCCGCUGGUGCUGAGGAGCAAGCUCAGGAAUCGGAAAAAGAGACCCCACCAAUGGACAGUGCCUUGCCGGAGGCAGGCCCUGAGGCAGCAAGUGUGACAAAAGGGAAUGAUACGGAAACAACCUCCGAGAAUGAAAGUUCUCACAGCACGACUGUAGGCGAGUCUACUCUGCAACUGGGAAAAACUGAAGCUGCACCCUCAGAAAUUCCAGCCCAGGAACCAAAGAAAAUUGCGUAUUCCCAAAUUGUUAGAGAAGGCAGAAGGUUUAAUAUUGAUUUAGUUUCCAAGUUGCUUUACUCCCGAGGUCUGUUAAUUGACCUUCUGAUCAAGUCGAAUGUUAGCAGAUACGCAGAGUUUAAAAAUGCAACACGAAUUCUUGCCUUCCGAGAAGGAAAAGUAGAACAGGUGCCUUGUUCUAGAGCAGAUGUGUUCAACAGCAGACAGCUCACUAUGGUGGAGAAGAGAAUGCUAAUGAAAUUUUUGACAUUUUGUUUGGACUAUGAACAGCACCCUGAUGAAUACCAAGGGUAUGAGGACACUACAUUUGCCCAGUUCUUAAGAACACAGAAGUUAACACCCAGCUUGCAGCACUUCGUUCUUCACUCUAUUGCAAUGGUUUCAGAGACUGAGAGCAGCACUCUUGAAGGUCUUCAGGCAACAAAGAAAUUUCUUCAGUGCCUUGGCCGCUAUGGCAAUACUCCAUUUUUGUUUCCUCUGUACGGUCAAGGAGAGAUUCCACAGUGCUUCUGCAGGUGAGCUUCACUUUUCUAG
Mesitornis unicolor (brown roatelo) is the source of this 1035-nucleotide messenger RNA. It is a transcript of the gene CHM, whose product is annotated as choroideremia (Rab escort protein 1). The record is from RefSeq and is a predicted model, not a curated record. Gene Ontology annotation, molecular function: GDP-dissociation inhibitor activity. The transcript has 7 exons. Gene Ontology annotation, biological process: small GTPase-mediated signal transduction; protein geranylgeranylation; vesicle-mediated transport. Gene Ontology annotation, cellular component: Rab-protein geranylgeranyltransferase complex; nucleus; cytosol. Lineage: Eukaryota; Metazoa; Chordata; Aves; Mesitornithiformes; Mesitornithidae.